Molecule: messenger RNA, 1011 nt
Organism: Schistocerca americana (American grasshopper)
Lineage: Eukaryota; Metazoa; Arthropoda; Insecta; Orthoptera; Acrididae
Product: protein sister of odd and bowel-like
Exons: 4
Coding region: 1-1011 (336 amino acids)
Biological process (GO): embryonic hindgut morphogenesis; embryo development; embryonic pattern specification
Cellular component (GO): nucleus
Molecular function (GO): RNA polymerase II transcription regulatory region sequence-specific DNA binding; DNA-binding transcription factor activity, RNA polymerase II-specific
Source: RefSeq, a predicted model, not a curated record
AUGCAGCAGCCGCCGCCACAGCCAGCGCCGCGCGCCGGCGCCGGCUCCGACGCGGACGUGGACCCCGGACCCGGGCCCGGCCCGGCGGUCGACCCGCCGCUGCCCGACGACGACGACGGCUGCAGCCCCGAGGAGCGGGCCAUCUUCGCCGAGAACGUGCAGCGCCUCGCGCUCAGUCUGCAGGGCGCCGUGGUGACGGCUCUGCAGCAGGCGGCGGCCGCGCCCAACCAAGCGGCUGCGGCGGCGCUCAACCUGCAUGCCAUCGAGUCCUACCUGGCGCUGCAGAGCCUCACGCAGAUCGUCGCCUCCAACACGAAGCAGCCUCCGGCGGCCUCCGUCCCGGCGCCGUCGCCUUCGCUGGCAUCUGGCACCUCCCACAGCCACCACGCGCACCAGCACCAACACCACCGGCCCAAGAAGCAGUUCAUCUGCAAGUUUUGCUCGCGGCACUUCACCAAGUCGUACAACCUUCUCAUCCACGAGCGCACGCACACCGACGAGCGGCCCUACUCGUGUGACAUCUGCGGCAAGGCGUUCCGGAGACAGGACCACCUCAGGGACCACAGGUACAUCCACAGCAAGGAGAAGCCGUUCAAGUGUGGGGAGUGCGGCAAGGGCUUCUGCCAGUCUCGCACGCUGGCGGUGCACAAGAUCCUGCACAUGGAGGAGUCGCCGCACAAGUGCCCCGUGUGCGCGCGCAGCUUCAACCAGCGCUCCAACCUCAAGACGCACCUGCUGACGCACACGGACAUCAAGCCGUACAACUGCUCGGCCUGCGGCAAGGUGUUCCGCCGCAACUGCGACCUGCGCCGGCACAGCCUCACGCACAACCUGGGCGCCGCGGCGGCCACCGUCGCCCCCACGCCGUCGUCGUCGUCGUCGUCGUCGUCGCCGUCGGCAGCCUCCGUGGCCGGCAGCAGCGGCGCCAGCACCUCCUCCGCGCUUCCGCUGCCUCUGGCGCUGGCCGCGGCCGGCGGCUUCGUGCUCGAGGCCGCCGCCGCCACGCAGUGA